CGACUUACCUUUAUCACUAAUAAGCGCACUAUGUAUACGCCUCGUUAAAGGCUGGUGGCUAUGUAGAUUGUGACAGUUAAGAAGUCCAGUAAUAAACAGAACGGUGAGGUUGUAUAGCAAUGCCUGCUGUUAAAUGAUUGGUAUUUCUGUUGCCUCAUUACUACAAUACGCAUUCUUUUGCAAUUGUAUGCACCGUCGGUAAUUCUUGGUUGUUCUGAGCACUGGCAGAAAGAUGGAAAAAAUAAAGGAAAGGUUGGCACCUAUUAAGUUCCCCGUGUGUAUAUUAUUGUUCAGCGGCAAAAGAAAAUCCGGCAAAGACUACAUAACAGACAGGAUAUUUGACAGACUUGGAAAAGACAAUGCUGCUAUGAUAAAAAUUUCAGCUCCCAUUAAAACUCACUGGGCAGAAAAGCAUGACUUGAAUUUUGAAGAAUUGAUGGGCACUGGUGAAUAUAAAGAAAAGCACAGGCAAGAUAUGAUUAAGUGGAGUGAAGAUAUCAGACAAAAGGAUUGUGGAUACUUCUGUCAAGCUGCUGUGGAAAUGUUUAAUGCACAUGAAAAACCAGUAUGGAUAGUGAGUGACACUCGAAGACGAUCUGAUCUGAAGUGGUUCAAGGAGAAUUAUGGUAAUGCUGUGAAGACAGUACGUGUUUUAGCAGAUGAUGAUGUUCGUACACAACGAGGUUGGGUAUUUACAACAGGAAUAGAUGAUGCAGAAACUGAAUGUGACUUGGAUGGAUUAACUGACUGGGACUGGAGCAUACUGAACAAUGGCAGUGAACCAGAGUUGGAAAAUGGAAUGCAGAAUAUUGUAUCAUGGGUUAACAGUACUCUCAGUUUAUAGUGCUGAAUAUGUUAAGAGCUACACACUGGCUUUGUGAAACGAGCAGUGCAGUGUCCAUGAAGUGUGUAAUAGAUUAAAGGAAACUUUUUUUACACUAUCAGUAAACAUGUGAAUAUAUGAUGAUGUCAUUUAACAACUUUACAGUAUAAAAGUUUAUUGUUUUUAUAUCAGAUACAAAAAAUUAAACACCAUUAUUAUUAUUA
Zootermopsis nevadensis is the source of this 1047-nucleotide messenger RNA. RefSeq names its product Phosphomevalonate kinase (gene Pmvk). The record is from RefSeq and is a predicted model, not a curated record. Gene Ontology annotation, cellular component: cytoplasm. Gene Ontology annotation, molecular function: phosphomevalonate kinase activity. Gene Ontology annotation, biological process: isopentenyl diphosphate biosynthetic process, mevalonate pathway; cholesterol biosynthetic process. Lineage: Eukaryota; Metazoa; Arthropoda; Insecta; Blattodea; Termopsidae.